This is a messenger RNA of Marchantia polymorpha subsp. ruderalis, 3206 nucleotides long. Lineage: Eukaryota; Viridiplantae; Streptophyta; Marchantiopsida; Marchantiales; Marchantiaceae. The record is from the annotation of a GenBank genome assembly.
GUAAUUGGUUGUUUUAAAGAGAUAUCUACUUAUUUGUAAGAUUCAUGAACUCUGCUUCCUUAAAGGAUAGAUAGACAAGGCACCCAGACCAGUUCAAGUUGUGGCCACCGUAUAUAGCAAAAAAGGUCAAAUGGCCCACUUCAACCGUACCCGCCGCAUGGAAGCAUGCCAACUCGCGCAACAGUAAGACAAUCGCCGUCGUAGACAGUCCAAAUGAUGCGCUGCGAAUAGAUUUUGGGCCCUCUUGAGCCUACCAACCAUUCGUCGACCUCCGUUUAAAUAUAAAGAACCUACAAACGGGGACCGCAAGAGGACGAAGGAAUUCUCGGAACGUGGUAUGGGACCGACGAUGGGGCGUUCCAAAUACGGGCCCGGGGGCUCAGGGUCGGAGCUUCGGAGCAAGUUCCAAAGCGGCGCCGACCGCAUCGGAUCGUGGGGGACGAAGGUCAUGGACGCAAACUUGCGGACGCGGUUGCAGUCCGCCAUGGCCGCAGUCCAGUCCCCGUCUGACUGACGGACAGUCCCGUCCCACGAUCACACCCAUGGAACCACCACAAGAUGGCGACCUUCAUGUACUUCUUCUUCCGUACUGUAACGAAUACCCCUUGACCCCUGUCUCAUCCAUACGCUCCUCCGCUAUAUUUAGCCUACACCUCAUUUCUGGGAAUCUUGUAAUCUCUGCAACCUUCAAGCAAGAAUUAAACUAUGAGUUUAAUUCUAGCCUUCCUUUGCAAAUACUGCUCUAUCUGAUCUCACCGGUGGAUUUUACUUAUUUCCAUCGGCGUGGAAAAUUGAGACUUGAACUUGAAUUGAGUUUUAUACUUAUAGAUAUUUAAUAGUUUUAGACUAUUAAGACUAUUAAGACUUGAACUAUUAAAUCAAGAGCUACCCAAAACAGGAUCGGAGUACCCAGUGACAGUGGGAUUAAAAAUAUAAAAUUAUAAGAGUUAUUAAUUUUUAACUAUCAAAUCGAGAGCUACCCAACAACAAGGAUCCAUCCUGGGUAGAAUAAUUAAAGCUAUAAAUAAAUGAAAAAUCUAGGAGGUUAAAAUGAUAUGCCCGCAAGGGGCCCCUGGCCAUGCAAGCCGACCGCGUAGAGAGGGCGCCGCAACUCAUCGUCGUGCAGGUGCUCGGCCCGGGCUUGCGGCGCGGAAGAGGCAGGGACACGGCAGAGUCGGAGGUAGUGAAUUGCCAGGAAGGAGGCGCAAAAGUGCAGUAAUCCGGACGCAAAGGAGACGGUCGUGAACGUUCGCGGCAGCUGCUGCAUUGCGGUGGACCGCCUUCGCCAUCGCCAUAGCUCCGUAUAAGGCCGGGCCAGGCACUGCCCUUCGUAUCGUCGUCCGCCCUCAAGCAGGUCUCUUCUGCAAUCCGAGCGCGAGAGAGUUCGAUCGAUCGGUGUUGGGAAUUUCAUUGGGACCGCAACAUUUGUUAGCGAUCUGAAAUUUGAUCGUGGGCGUGUGGAUUUGUCGAGCAAAAUGAAGCUCCCGAAGCUCUUCGGCGGCAAGAAGUCGCGCUCCUCGUCCUCGGCCGGAAGCUCGAGAUCGUCGUCAGCAUCGUCGACGCCCGCGAGGAACUCUGCGGAGAUUGCUCGUUCUUCUGAGAUUUCUGUCGAGCAUGGCAAGAACGUGCCUGCUGCUGCUGCUGCUCGCGUCGAGAACUCGGAGAUGAGGCCCGUCUCGCUUCCGUCGCCGGGCGGUGCAGCUCUGCGGCAUCUGGAGCAUCAAGAGCUGUCAGAUGCUUUCAAGCUCAUCGAUGUGAACCAGGACGGCAAAAUCUCGGCGUCUGAACUCGGCUCCGUGCUCUGCUCGCUGGGAUGUGCUUCUUCCGAGGAAGAGCUGAAACUCAUGUUGGACGCCGUGGACACGGAUGGCGAUGGGUUCAUCGACCUGCAGGAAUUCAUCCUCCACAACACGAAGGUGGACAGCGCCGGGUCUGCAGCACGCUCCAAGGAGUUGAAAGCUGCCUUCAACGUGUUCGACAUCGACAAGAACAACUUCAUCUCCGCCGAGGAACUUCAUCAAGUCUUGAAAGGCCUCGGAGAGAAAAGCUCCAUGGAGGACUGCUCUCGCAUGAUUCGUGGAGUCGAUUCUGAUGGCGACGGCCAGGUCAACUUCGAGGAAUUCGAAAGGAUGAUGAGAAGCACUUGCGUGUUCUGAUCGGCCUCCGGGGUGAUGAACGAAACACAUCACCGGCUUACAUUUUUCCUUCUGGACAAGAGCUCAAUUACACUUUCCUGUAUUAUAGUCCGACCAUUGUACCCACCCGCCGUUGGAAGUAGGAGGCCAGUCAAUUCACGCAGCAAACGUUUGAGCAGGUUCGCAAACCAUUAGAUGAUGGUGGCGGAACUACACAAUCACCGCUACGGAGUUCCUUAACUCCCUUUGGAAGUAUGAGAAGUAGUCGAUAUAUAAUGCGCACCUGAGUGAAUUCACGUACUUUCCGCUCCGAUCAUGUCACGGAGCAGUGAUAGUAGCUGAACUGCAGAUGAUCCAUGCAUAGCAGAUUGCCGCAGCGUUCAAGGGUAUGACAGAACAACACCCUUAGAUAAGGGGACUUACUGGGUAUCGCCGAUUUACAACUUUGAUACAACGCGGUCUCGAUUUGUCACCCUGAGUCGUCAGACGACGAUACCCAUCACUCUUCGAUUACGGUUGUCAUAUAUUAUGUGUAAAUUCAUCGACUCAUUUUUUGAAAUAAAGUAACUCACUCUGAACGGGGUCUUUCUGUAUGUCUUUCAUGUGUGGUGGCUGUCGCUGUAAAUCCAUCCUUGUGGUUGUGCGAGUAGGGCAUGCCAAAUUGCAUCGCCGCUGCAUUGCUUCUUACUUUACUAGAAAGCCGCAGCUCCAGCACUGUAUUCCGCCGUUCGUGCAGCUUGGAUAAGAACGGUGGAAAUGUGAUUAGCCUGUGCACAUUACUGGCUGUAUUGAACUGAUUUGAGCAGAUAGUAACUGUUCAUUAGAUCCAUUUUUGUUUCGUAUAAACUCGGACUUGAAGGCCGUCGAUCUGAUGCACUUCAUUGUCCCAUGGGUGGGUGCAUGCAAAUAAAUGAGACCUUUCAAAGCUUCGAGAUGCUGCGCUGGGAGACUGAUGAUGAUCAUAAGCUAGCAUCAGUCACCCACUCCUCGGAGAUGGUAUCGACGAAGGAUGGCGUGCUUGGUCAUCGUACAUAAUUGCCGAGUCCCUCAUGAUUAAUUCAUGCCCAAGAU